Molecule: messenger RNA, 2991 nt
Organism: Chaetomium globosum CBS 148.51
Lineage: Eukaryota; Fungi; Ascomycota; Sordariomycetes; Sordariales; Chaetomiaceae
Exons: 3
Coding region: 1-2991 (996 amino acids)
Biological process (GO): calcium ion transmembrane transport; intracellular calcium ion homeostasis
Cellular component (GO): membrane
Molecular function (GO): ATP hydrolysis activity; P-type calcium transporter activity; ATP binding
Source: RefSeq, a predicted model, not a curated record
AUGGAAAACGCCUUCGCGAAGUCGAUUGACGAAGUGCUUGGCACGCUCGGUGUGAGCAAAGCGACUGGGUUAACCAACGAGCAAGUCUCGAAGUCUCGAGCCAAGCACGGGAAGAAUGCGAUCGCCGAAGAACCACCUACCCCUCUCUGGGAACUCAUUCUCGAACAAUUCAAGGACCAGCUAGUCCUCAUCCUUCUCGGUUCCGCUGCUAUCUCGUUUGUGUUGGCACUUUUCGAAGACGAAGGGGGUUGGAGCGCGUUCGUCGACCCGGCCGUCAUCCUCACCAUCUUGGUACUCAAUGCUGUUGUUGGAGUCUCGCAAGAGAGCAGUGCCGAAAAGGCCAUUGCUGCUCUGCAGGAGUAUUCGGCCAACGAGGCCAACGUCGUUCGCAAUGGUCAGAUUCACCGGAUUAAGGCCGAGGAGCUUGUGCCCGGCGAUAUCGUAGACGUCGCCGUUGGCGCGCGCAUCCCCGCCGAUUGCCGUCUUGUCACAAUCGAGAGCAACAGUUUCGCCGUCGACCAGGCCAUCUUGACUGGAGAAAGUGAGAGCGUUGGCAAGGACUGCCGGGCUGUUAUCAGUGACGAUCGGGCGGUGCUUCAGGACCAAAUCAACAUGCUCUUCUCGGGAACGACUGUCGUGACCGGCCACGCUAAGGCUGUGGUGGUUUUGACUGGUUCGAAGACGGCCAUUGGCGACAUUCACGAGAGCAUCACCGCUCAGAUCUCGGAGCCAACCCCGCUGAAACAGAAGUUGAACGACUUUGGCGACCAGCUUGCCAAGGUUAUCACUGUCAUUUGUGUCCUCGUCUGGCUUAUCAACAUCCCUCACUUCAACGACGCGAACCACGGAAACUGGACUAAGGGCGCCAUCUACUACCUGAAGAUCGCCGUUUCUCUUGGUGUUGCCGCAAUCCCCGAGGGUCUUGCCGUUGUUAUCACCACUUGCCUCGCCCUCGGAACCCGCAAGAUGGCUGCCAAGAACGCCGUGGUCAGGAGCUUGCCGUCCGUCGAGACUCUCGGAAGCUGCAGCGUUAUCUGCUCCGACAAGACCGGCACCCUCACCACGAACCAAAUGAGUGUUAGCAAGAUCGUCUAUCUCAACAACCAGGGCACCGACCUCGAGGAGCUCGACGUCGAAGGCACGACUUUCGAACCCAAGGGUGACAUCAAAUUCCAGGGCAAGGUGCUCCGGGACCUCAGCCAGGAGUCUACAACGGUUCUUCAGAUGACCGAAGUCGCUGCCUUGUGCAAUGACGCCCGGCUCGACUACCACCCUCUUACGGCAACCUACUCCAACGUUGGCGAACCCACCGAAGGCGCUCUGCGUGUUAUGGUCGAGAAGGUUGGCCCUUGCGCGCCUUUGAACAGCCAGGGUCAGGACUGUGUCCACUACGCCAGCUCCUGGUACGAAAAGCAAUACAAGCGGCUUGCAACCUAUGAGUUCUCGCGCGACCGCAAGAGCAUGUCAGUCCUGGUUCAGAAUGGUAGCCAACAGAACCUCUUCGUCAAGGGUGCUCCUGAGUCUAUCAUCGAACGCUGCACCCAUACUGUGCUCGGACGUGACGGGAAGCGGGUUCCCCUAGACCGCAAGCUCACCGAUCUGCUCCUGAAGGAAGUCGUCGUUUACGGCAACAAGGGUCUUCGUGUCAUUGCUCUAGCCCGUCGUGAGAACGUCAAUGGCGACCCCCUUCUCCACAAGGCCAAGUCCACCGCCGAGUACGCCGCUCUGGAGCAGAACCUCACCCUUAUUGGUCUGGUCGGUAUGUUGGACCCCCCUCGCCCGGAGGUGCCUGCUGCCAUCCAAAAGUGCAAGGAUGCCGGUAUCCGCGUUAUUGUCGUCACUGGUGACAACCGCAACACAGCUGAGACCAUCUGCCGUCAGAUUGGAGUCUUUGGCCCCAAGGAGGAUUUGGCCGGCAAGAGUUUCACGGGCCGCGAGUUCGACAACCUCAGCCCCAGCGAGCAGCUGGAGGCGGCCAAGAAUGCCUCGCUGUUCUCUCGUGUCGAGCCUACUCACAAGUCGAAGCUUGUUGACCUGCUCCAGUCCCUCGGUGAGGUCGUUGCCAUGACUGGUGACGGUGUCAACGAUGCGCCCGCUCUCAAGAAGGCUGACAUCGGUGUGGCUAUGGGUUCUGGCACUGAUGUGUCCAAGCUCGCGGCCGACAUGGUUCUGGCCGAUGACAACUUCGCUACCAUUGGUGUCGCCAUUGAGGAGGGCCGCUCCAUCUACAACAACACCCAACAGUUCAUUCGCUACCUGAUCUCGUCCAACAUUGGCGAGGUUGUCUCCAUCUUCCUGACGGCCGCACUGGGCAUGCCUGAGGCUCUUAUCCCCGUUCAGCUUCUCUGGGUCAACCUGGUCACUGACGGUCUCCCGGCCACCGCUCUCUCGUUCAACCCGCCUGACCAUGACAUCAUGAAGCGGAAGCCGAGAAAACGCGAUGAGGCCCUGAUCGGCGGCUGGCUGUUCUUCCGGUACAUGGUCAUCGGCACCUACGUCGGCCUCGCCACGGUUGCGGGUUACGCCUGGUGGUUCAUGUUCCACUCGGAGGGACCCCAGAUCACAUUCUACCAGCUGUCGCACUUCCACCGCUGCUCGACCGAGUUUCCCGAGAUCGGCUGCGAGAUGUUCACCAACGAUAUGGCCAAGUCUGGCUCCACCGUCUCGCUCUCCAUCCUGGUCGUCAUCGAGAUGUUCAACGCCGUCAACGCCCUCUCGUCGAGCGAGUCGCUCCUGACCCUCCCCGUGUGGGAGAACAUGAUGCUCGUGUACGCCAUUACCCUGUCGAUGGCGCUUCACUUCGCCCUGUUGUACAUUCCGUUCCUCCAGUCGCUGUUCUCCAUUCUCCCUCUCAACUGGACCGAAUGGAAGGCAGUGUUGUACAUUAGCGCGCCUGUUGUUCUCAUCGAUGAAGGUCUCAAGCUUAUUGAGCGGGCAUUCUUCGUUCAAAGCUCGACCCGCAGGUUGCCAAAGGCGAAGAAGGACCAAUAG